Adineta steineri is the source of this 918-nucleotide messenger RNA. The record is from the annotation of a GenBank genome assembly. Lineage: Eukaryota; Metazoa; Rotifera; Eurotatoria; Adinetida; Adinetidae.
AUGUGUAUUCUUUUCUGUUAUUUACAAGACGAAAAAAUUGAUACAGGUUAUGAAUUAAUAUUAUUAUCAAAUCGUGAUGAAGAUUUUCAACGACCAGCUAUUCAUGCUCAUGUUUGGAAAGAUACGAAAUAUGCAAUUGGAGGACAAGAUCAAACACUAUCACGUGAAGGUGGAACUUGGUUAUCUUUAAAUACUGUUCAAUGCAAGAUUGGUGUUUUAUUAAAUUUAACUUCGAGUUUAGUCGCAACAAAAAAAGACAAUGCACAGAGCCGAGGUUUUCUUGUAACAAAUUUUGUCAAUAAUUCCGAGAUUAAUCUCGAUACAUAUAUGGAUGAAUUACAAAAGACUAAAAUGAAUUAUACAGGUUUUAAUUUUCUUGGACUCGAACGACAAUCGGAGUCGAAAAAAUGGCAUGCGAAAUAUAUAAAUAAUAUUUCACUCGAAUCAUUACCAGUUGAUAUCGACACAUCUAUCUUCGGUUUUAGUAAUCAUAUAUAUGGUGAUCAAUAUGCAUUUGAGAAAACUCGUCAUGGUUGCCAGUUAUUAAAAACAUCUCUUAUUGAAUUAACAGAUAAUUAUACAAAACCAAUUACAGAUGAAAUAGAAUUAAUUCGACGAUUAUUUUGUAUAUUAAGUGAUAGUACAGUUUUUGCUGAAGAUUCUAAUAUUGCUACGGUUUAUUCACAUUAUACAGUUGGGAAUCGUAGACAAAUUUCAUCUAUAAAUGUUCCUACAACAGAUGAAGCACGAAAUUAUGGAACAAGAACAUCAACAAUUAUUCUUAUUCGUCGUGAUCAAACAGGUCUUUUUAUUGAAAAAACUCGUAAUAAUCCGUUAAUUAAUCCAUUAGAAUGGAUAGAACAUAAAUGGCAUUUUAAAUUAAAUAAUGUAAUUGAACCUCCUGUUUUAAUAAAUUAA